GAUGGUAGGCAGUUGCUCGUCACGCAGUUGCGCGUAUCGCACGAUUACAGUCAGUGGAGGCCAAAAAAUCAAAUCGCAAUAGCCGCGAGUUGAUAAAAUUGACCGAUCGAUAGAGUUAGCAUUAGAGAAAUUAGUUAAAGGGCCCAAGGAUCAGAUCGCACAGCUGGUCUCACUGGAGAAUCGAAUUCAUCACAAAUACACAUACGGUUAAACAUCGUAAAUAGCCGAGAAAAGGCCUAUACGGCAAUCGAAGAUAAGGCUCGUUGUGAAUUAUUCGCAUUAUAUACGUGUGUCGUCGUUGUCGCCAGCUCGAGAGAGAGACGAUCAUCUUGGCCUAUCGAGCAGCUUAUCAAUUAAAAAAGCAUCUUUCUCGCUUUCUCUGUGUAGUCGGCCGUUGGUGGGACGUGGUCGCGACUCAUAAUACAUACUCACUUCCAACUGCUCUCCGUCGUACGUUUUUCAGUUUCAACUAGACUUCCGAAUCCAACAAGAUGAGAGUAGCUGUCAUUGGAGCCGGAUCGGCCGGUUUGGCGGCGCUGCACCAGUGCGACCUGGCCAACACGGCCGAGCAUCCCGUCGAGGUCGUCGGCUACGAAAAAACCGACAAAGUCGGCGGCACCUGGGUCUACGUGCCCGAGACCGGCAAGGACUCCUACGGCCUGCCGAUACACUCGAGCAUGUACGACAGCCUGAGGACCAAUCUGCCAAAGGAAGUGAUGGGCUAUCCUGAUUUCCCGAUUCCCGAAAACGACAAAAGCUACCUGCACCGUACCGAGAUUUUGGAAUUCUUGAACAACUACUGCGACCACUUCAAACUGCGAGAAAAGAUCAGGUUCCUGCACAACGUCGAGCUGGUCGAGCCCCUGGAGAACAACAAGUGGCGCCUGAAUCUGCGCAAUUUGCAGACGAACGAGACCAGCUCCGAAGAAUUCGACGCGGUGAUGAUCUGCAACGGGCACUACUUUGCCCCCUCGCUGGCCAAUCUAGCCGGCAAGGACGUGUUCAAAGGCCAGCAAUUGCACAGCCACGAUUAUCGCAAGCCCGAGCCGUUCGCCGACAAGCGAGUCGUCGUGAUCGGCGCCGGUCCUUCUGGCAUGGACUUGGCCCUGGAAAUCUCGAAGAAGGCUAAGCGCGUCAUUCUCAGUCAUCACUUGAAGGAGACGAUCUUGACCAAGUUCCCCGACAAUGUCGUGCAAAAAGUGGAUGUGGCCGAGUUGAAGGAAAACUCAGCCGUGUUCAAGGACGGAAGCGAGGAGGAUAUCGACAUCGUGUUCUACUGCACCGGCUACAAGUACAGCUUCCCGUUCCUGUCGCCCAAGGCCGGGGUGAGCGUCGACUCGAACAUGGUCCAGCCGCUGUACAAGCACGUGAUCGCCGUGGAGAAGCCGAGCCUCGCCUUCAUCGGCCUGCCCUUCUACGUGUGCGCCUUCAGCAUGUUCGACCUGCAGGCGCGCUUCGUCCUCAAGUUCUGGACCAAGGAGUGCGAGCUGCCGAGUCGCCAGGCCAUGCUCCAGGAGCUCGAGGCCGAGAAGAGGGAGCGCUUCGAGGCCAAGGGCUUCCAGAAGCGUCAGUUCCACAUGAUGGGCCCGCUCCAGGGCGACUACUACAACGAGCUGGCUCUGGCGGCGAAGCUCGAGCCACUGCCCCCGGUCCUGACCAAGCUCCACAACGAGAGCAGCAAUCGAUUCCUCGAGGACCUCGUGCACUAUCGCGAGGAUCGUUAUCGCAUCAUCGACGCCGAGAACUACGUUCAGCUGAAUUGAUGGGACGUAACGACGACUCCUUAUCUACCGUGCAAUCGUGUAUACGAGUAUACACCCAUGACCCAAGAGCGCGGAUUUCAUCUAUCCGCGCGUACAUGACAUUUGCAGCUGUUUAUCGGCUUACAAAUUCGACAGUUUUAACGAUUAAUCGAAUGUAUUAAUUAUUUUAUGACAUAAAAAUAUGUAUUAUUAUUUUAAACGAUUCAUGUACAUAACAUUUUAAUCGAAACGAGCUCCAAUGGCUUUUAUUUAUAUACUCUGCAGUACGCUUAUAGAUUGAAAUUAAAAAAAAACUUGCAA
Molecule: messenger RNA, 2063 nt
Organism: Trichogramma pretiosum
Lineage: Eukaryota; Metazoa; Arthropoda; Insecta; Hymenoptera; Trichogrammatidae
Product: flavin-containing monooxygenase FMO GS-OX5-like
Exons: 5
Coding region: 492-1763 (423 amino acids)
Molecular function (GO): NADP binding; flavin adenine dinucleotide binding; N,N-dimethylaniline monooxygenase activity
Source: RefSeq, a predicted model, not a curated record